Molecule: messenger RNA, 1281 nt
Organism: Metarhizium album ARSEF 1941
Lineage: Eukaryota; Fungi; Ascomycota; Sordariomycetes; Hypocreales; Clavicipitaceae
Product: Major facilitator superfamily domain, general substrate transporter
Exons: 1
Coding region: 1-1281 (426 amino acids)
Biological process (GO): transmembrane transport
Cellular component (GO): fungal-type vacuole membrane
Molecular function (GO): transmembrane transporter activity
Source: RefSeq, a predicted model, not a curated record
AUGCAGCCACAGAAAGAGACGUCCGAUGUAGAUGCGACCGAUGGCGGCUUCGAUCGUCAGGAUUCGCCUGGCAUUGGGUCCGCAGCGCCAGACGGAGGCGUCCUUGCCUGGCUUCAUGUCGUGUUGAUGCACAUUGUCUUCUUCAACACAUGGGGUGUGGCCAAUGGCUACGGCGUCUUUCAGGAAUACUACACGCGCACCCUGGGAGAGACACAAGCCGCAAUUGCUUGGGUCGGGAGCGUCCAAGUCUUCUUCCUGUUUGGCAUCGGUGCGGUUGCCGGACGUGUCACGGACGCUGGCUAUUUCCGCAUCACCUUUACGAUUGGUGUGUUUCUUCAGCUGCUGGGACUGUACAUGACCUCGUUAUGCAGGACGUACUGGCAGAUCUUGCUUGCCCAAGGUGUCUGCCUCGGCGUGGGCAACGGUUUCACAUUUUGCCCGGCGCUGUCGAUUCUGUCGCAGUACUUUGAAAAAUACCGCGCCUUCGCUGUCGGCCUGGCAGCCGCUGGGGCCGCAGUCGGGGGGCUCGUGUAUCCCGUCCUGAUUCAAUGGCUCAUCUUCCGCCAUGACUUUGGCUUCCCCUGGACGUUGCGAGUUAUGGGCUUCAUCAUGCUGGCGACAUACCUACCCUGCAUAUUCCUGUUCAAACCCCGUCUGCCUCCGAGGAAGUCGGGCGAUUGGACGGACAAGUCGGCAUUCUCCGACGUCCCAUUUAUAUUCUUCUCCUUGAGCAUGUUUUUGAAUUUUUGGGGUCUGUAUUUCGCCUUCUUUUUCCUCGGCACCUUUGCACGCGACAAGAUUGGCUUCACCGACCCCAUCCAUUUGCUCAUGGUUCUCAACGGCGUCGGCGUCGUCGGGCGCGGUGCACUCCCCGUCGUUGCCGAUAAAUGGGUUGGCAUGCUGAACAUGGUAAUCCCAUUGAGCCUUGCCGCCAGCUUGCUCGUCUACUGUUGGGCCGCCGUAGCCUCAGUUGCCGGACUUUACACCUUCGCAGUAAUAUACGGCCUGCUCGCCGCAGCAUUGCAGGCCCUCCUCCCGGCCGUUGCCACAACCAUGACCCCGGACCCUAGUCGAACCGGGACGAGAGUGGGCAUGAUUCUCAGUUUCGUCAGUCUCGCCAACCUGACGGGGCCGGCCAUUUGCGGUGCCAUCAUCCAACAAGAAGGGGGGGGUUAUAUGGGUGCGCAAAUGUUCGCGGCGUCCUCCAUUUUCCUUGGCAGUGCUAUGGCCUUGGCUGCGAGAAUUGCCAGGGCUGGGAGCGAUUUGAAACGAAGAGUCUAG